This is a messenger RNA of Perognathus longimembris pacificus (Pacific pocket mouse), 2541 nucleotides long. It is a transcript of the gene Tysnd1, whose product is annotated as trypsin like peroxisomal matrix peptidase 1. Gene Ontology annotation, molecular function: serine-type endopeptidase activity. Gene Ontology annotation, biological process: protein processing; regulation of fatty acid beta-oxidation. The record is from RefSeq and is a predicted model, not a curated record. Gene Ontology annotation, cellular component: peroxisome. The transcript has 4 exons. Lineage: Eukaryota; Metazoa; Chordata; Mammalia; Rodentia; Heteromyidae. Bases 179 to 1870 code for a protein of 563 amino acids.
CACCAUGCCCAGCCAAUCGGGUCGGGUCUGCUGGGGCCCAGCCAAUCCGGCUGGACGAGGAAGACCUGAGUCAGUGCUUGCGCCCGGCGCGUCCAGCUGUGGCUGCCGUUGCUGAGUUCCUGGUCUGCUGGUUCGUCCUCGAGAAGACCCCCCCCCCCAAAACCAGGUGCCGCAGGCCAUGGGGCGGCAGUGGGGGCCCUCCAUGAGGGCGGCUGAGCAGGCGGGCUGUGUGGUGAGCGCCUCCCGGGCCGGGCAUUCCAAAGCCGGCUGGUGGAGCUGCAGCGGGGUAAUCCUGAGUCGGAGCCCGGGCCUGGUGCUGUGCCACGGGGGCAUCUUCACCCCGUUCCUACGCGCCGGCAGUGGGGUCCUGACUGCAGCCGGCACCGCGUUCCUGCCGGGCGACAGUUGUGGCGACGACCUGCGCCUCCACGUGCAGUGGGGGCCAACGGCUGAGAGCCCCGCUGUCCGCGCGGAGCCGAGCCGCCCGGGCCUGAGCAUGCCCCGCUGCGCCGGCCUCGAGCCCAGCGCCCCCAGCCGGCCCCGCGGACGGCCCCUGCAGCCCCCGCGCCCAGCCAAGUUGCUGCUGUUGCUGAGCUGCCCUGCUUUCCGGGCCCACUUCACACGCCUCUUCGGAGGCGAGGCGGCCGAGCACUGGCACUUUGUGAGCGCAGCACCCGACGACGAGGUGUCGGAGGAAGAGGAAGAGGACCAGCUGAGAGCGCUUGGUUGGUUCGCGCUGCUGCGCGUGCAGCCCGGCCUGCAGGCCGAGGAGGGCGGCGGGCCGGUGGUGGCCGUGGCUCCUCUGGGGAGCGUGCCCAAGGGCGCGCCGCUGCUGGCCUGCGGCUCCCCAUUCGGGGCCUUCUGCCCGGACAUCUUCCUCAACACGCUGAGCCGCGGCGUGCUCAGCAACGCGGCCGGCCCGCUGCUGCUCACCGACGCUCGCUGUCUGCCCGGCACCGAGGGCGGCGGCGUGUUCGCCGCGAGACCCGCGGGGGCGCUGGUGGCGCUGGUGGCCGCGCCGCUCUGCUGGAAGGCCCGCGAGUGGGUGGGCCUCACAUUGCUCUGUGCCGCCGCCCCGCUGCUCCACGCCGCCCGCGCCGCGCUCUCCAGCCUGGCCCCCGACUCUGCUGCCCUCGCCGCCCUUCUGCCGCCCGAGGUGGGCGCCCCACGGGGCCUGCAAGACCCUGGACCUCCGUGGGCAGCUGCAGCCGUGCUGGUGGAGUGCGGUACUGUCUGGGGAUCCGGAGUGGCCGUAGCACCUCGUCUCGUGGUGACCUGCCGGCAUGUGGCCCCGCGGGAGAUGGCCAGGGUCUUGGUUCACUCCACUGCCCCCAAGAAUGUUGCAAUCUGGGGACAUGUGGUAUUUGCCACCCAGGAAACAUCUCCCUAUGACAUAGCAGUUGUGAGGCUAGAGGAAGACCUGGAUGGUAUCCCCAGACCUGUGCCUGCUGAGCACUUCCAUGAAGGUGAGGCUGUCAGUGUGGUGGGCUUUGGCAUCUUCGGUCAGGCCUGUGGGCCCUCUGUGACCUCAGGCAUCCUGUCAGCUGUGGUGCAGGUGGACGACACCCCAGUGAUGCUGCAGACCACAUGUGCCGUGCAUGGUGGCUCCAGUGGGGGACCCCUCUUCUCUACCCAUUCAGGGGGCCUCCUGGGCAUGGUCACCAGCAACACCCGGGACAAUAACACAGGGGCCACCUACCCGCACCUAAACUUCAGCAUUCCCAUCACGGUGCUCCAGCCUGCCCUGAGGCAGUACAGUCAGACUGGUGACCUUGGUGGCUUCCGGGAGCUGGACCAAGCCGCUGAGCCAGUCAGAGUGGUGUGGCGGCUGCAGCAGCCCCUGCCCCAGGCCCCACGGAGCAAGCUCUGAGGCUGUGUUGCCCUCUGGAUAAGAGGGACCAUUUUAUGCUUUGGGAAGUGAUGUGGAGGUGGUUGACAGUCAUAGGAUCUGGGGUCCAGCUGGGUGACUACAGGUCUCCACCCAUGGCUCUUGUCUGGACUGGGGCUCUGGGCCUGGUGCAGACUCCUCGCACAGACUUUCUUUGAGUGUGAUGGGAUCCACUUUGGGGUGCUUUCUUGAGCCCCAUCUCUGUCCCAUGGACUAGGCUUACCUAUGUGAUUUUCCCUUCUGAGGACUCCAGUCCAAUUGCAUGAAGGCCCUAGUCCUGGCAGGCAGAUGCUGAGGAAGACAAGACCAGCUUUGAUUGGGCGUCUAUUCGCUUGACGGCCACUUGCUGCCUGGAGCCACUGCUUCCCUGGGGCAGAGCCCAUGAGCUGCCUCUCUGCAGUCGGGAGUGGCAAGCCAGUUGAGUUUGUUCAGAAUACAUCAGCACAGAGACCCUACUCUUAGGAACAUAGAUGAGGGAAUGAACAGGAGUGUGUCCUUGCAGUGCCACAGGUGUGGGAAGCAGGGUUCCUGCAAGCCAGGAUGCCUGGGCCUUCAUUUACACAGUGCCUUCGUUUUCUAGCCCACAGACCAGUCCCAGGCAUUUUUGAAAAUAGCAUGUGUGGUUGGGACUUGGGAAUAAACAAUCUACUGGA